Sinocyclocheilus anshuiensis is the source of this 1538-nucleotide messenger RNA. Its product is annotated as zinc finger protein 239-like. The record is from RefSeq and is a predicted model, not a curated record. The transcript is spliced from 2 exons. Bases 310 to 1230 code for a protein of 306 amino acids. Gene Ontology annotation, molecular function: DNA-binding transcription factor activity, RNA polymerase II-specific; RNA polymerase II cis-regulatory region sequence-specific DNA binding. Gene Ontology annotation, biological process: regulation of DNA-templated transcription. NCBI's taxonomy places the organism in Eukaryota, Metazoa, Chordata, Actinopteri, Cypriniformes, Cyprinidae.
UGCACCGAACCCGCCGGAAAUUAUAGAGAAGAAGAAACGCGUUUCGGUUUCGCGCAGCGAAGGGUGGGUUUGCUUCUCCGAAAAGCGACGUAAAGCGAUAAAGCGCUCCGUUUCAACGACGUGGUAGAACUGGAUUACCACAAACUCUGAGGUGUAAAAACUGUAGAGACGAUGUAAGUUACUAGAUGUGUGCGAACUGGGAUUCAGGACAAUAAAUGGCAAUAUUUCCAUCUCCGUAAACGUGUCGUUUCCAAGCAAGCAGGAAAAAACAGAUUUAGGAUCAGAGAUCUGCGUGACAUUACUGUGAAGAUGGAGUUUGUUAAAGAGGAGAGUGAUGCAGAGACACACGGAGAGAGAGAGGAAGAGACUGAGGAGCACAGAGAGCUGAUGCAAGAGAAAGAAGAAAGCAGAGUGAAACUUCCGUAUCAGGAAGCUGACGGGUUCAAAAGUGGAGGAAAAUCGUUCAGUCGCUCAGAAAUUAAAAAGAAAGUCUCGCAAGAAGCCAGUAAUGCGUUCGUCUGCCCCGAGUGCGGGAAGAGUUUCACACAUAAAGGACACUUCAACGAACACGUGAAGAUCCACUCCGGAGUCAAGCCCUUCAGCUGCCCUCACUGUCAGAAGAGCUUCACCUGUAAAGGACACCUGAAACGCCACAUUCGCAUCCACACCGGCGAGCGUCCGUAUGCUUGCGAUCAGUGCGGGAAGAGCUUCAAGUGCGCCACCAACCUCAAAGACCACCAGCGCUCGCACUCAGGCGAACGGGCUUUCAGAUGUGAGCAGUGUGGGAAAAACUUCAUUUUGGCGUCAAACCUGAAGGCGCACCUGAAAAUCCACACGAACGAGAAGCCGUAUGUGUGCGGCGUGUGCGGGAAGGGCUUUCUGCGCCUAGGCUGUCUUAACGAUCACCAGAAGAUCCACACGGGCGAGAGAGCUCACAUAUGCUUCGAGUGCGGAGACACGUUCACCAGAUCCAGCGCUCUGAAACAGCACCAGAAGAUCCACAGCGGAGAGAAACCCUACAGCUGCUCGCACUGCGGGAAGGGCUUCACUCACUCUGGAGCGCUGAAGAGGCACGAGCGUGUGCACACCGGAGAGAGACCCUACCUCUGCACCGCCUGCGGGAGGAGAUUCACUCAGUCCAGCGAUCUGCAGAAUCACAUAAAAAAGCCCUGUCCCAUGCUGUCACACACCGAGCACAGUUCAGCGGUAAACACGGAGAAGCUGUGCUGAACGAGCUGUUCAGUUUGUGCUUGCUUGACGACGCAAACUGAAGGGGAAUCUGAGUAGCUACACAACCAAACAGUGUCAUUAUUUCUGUUACUAACAUUUAAAUUGUCACAGAAGUACUGAGAUGAGAGGUUAUAGUUUGGAUAUAAAUACUCAUAUCUACAGUAGCAAUCAAAAUACAGUACAUCAUCUUUUGAAAGUAAAGUGAUGCUUCAAAUAAAGAUUGUGUGGAUUACAUUGUUCCUCCAGUAGGUGGCGACAAGUGACUGUUCAAAAAUGUGUUUGUCAUUGAAUCAUUCUGUAUAGAGAUU